AUGUCUUACCAGCAACAGCAGUGCAAGCAACCCUGCCAGCCACCUCCUGUGGUGUGCCGAUCUAAGUGCCCUGAGCCAUGUCCACCCCCAAAGUGCCCACCUCAGCCAUGCCAGCAGAAAUGCCCUCCUGCACAGAUAUACCCACCCUGUCAGCCAAAGUGCCCACCUAAGAGCAAGUGA
Messenger RNA from Loxodonta africana (African savanna elephant), 180 nucleotides. RefSeq names its product small proline-rich protein 2F-like. Gene Ontology annotation, cellular component: cornified envelope. The record is from RefSeq and is a predicted model, not a curated record. Bases 1 to 180 code for a protein of 59 amino acids. The transcript has a single exon. Lineage: Eukaryota; Metazoa; Chordata; Mammalia; Proboscidea; Elephantidae.